AAAGUAAAAAUAGCCAGAUAUACAGGAAUUGCUCGCUUAAUAUUAUAAUAGGAUUUCCAUGAAAUCGAAUCCAAACAUCUGAUCACUUCACAUGUGGAAAAAUAAAUAUCAAUGCAACUUAAUGGAAUUUCAUUUAUUAUGAGGUUAAUAGUCGAUCAUUUGCGGGGAGUAAUCGCAUGAAUUUAUAAAUUCGUUUGGUUAUUGAUGGAAAUUUUCAACGAAAGUCAAUCAAGAUUACCAUUUGUCGUUGCUGACGCAGAAACUGGAUCUUCGUACGUUCUCAGUAAGCUCCUCGGGAAAGGAUCAUUUGCAAAAUGUUAUUUAUCGGAAGAGGUUGAGACAGGACGACUAUUCGCUGUUAAAGUAAUAAGUAGCUUGAUUUCGAGGAAUAAGAACUACAUAAGUAAGGAGAUUGCCAUCUACAGCCUUCUUUAUCACAAAAAUAUAGUAAAUUUUAAAACAUCAUUUACUGACAACACAAAUUUUUAUAUUGUUUUAGAACUGUGUUCAAACGGAUCUUUAUCGCAGUUGAUGAAACGAAGAAACCAGCUAACAUUGGUGGAAGCCCGAUAUAUGCUGAAUCAAAUCCUGUCAGGUGUACAAUAUCUACAUAGUAAGUACAUCGUUCAUGGCGAUUUAAAGUUGGAAAAUAUUGUCCUCAACAGCCGUCUGAUACCAAAAAUCGGAGACUUUGGAGUAUCAACAUUGAUGUCUCAUAGAGAAAAUUUAGUAACAGAAUUUUGUGGAACAAUGGAGUACAUGGCACCUGAAAUUAUCUUCAAGGAAGGACACAGUUUUGCUGUUGAUAUUUGGGCUGUUGGAUGUAUUUCCUACAAACUGAUUUCUGGUAAGUUGCCGUUUGAAGCUGGUAAUGGAGAUAUUGGGAGAAAUAUUUUGAGCUGUAACUUUAAUCAUUAUCAGCCCGGACUUCGUAAACAGUUUUCCAAGUUUAUCCUGAAGAUACUGCAGAAACAUCCUGGAGAGCGUCCUGCAGCCAAAGAACUCCUGAAAGACAAAUUUCUUUCAAAUUGUUUUAUUCCAUCACGCCUCCCCGUUAGAUGCCUGUGGGAGGCUCCCACGUAUCAGGAGCUCCUUCCAUGUGGUAUGAAUCAAAGAGUCAAGAGAAAGAGUAGAAUUGGAAGGAGUUAUAAUUUGAGAAGAAAUAGAAGCUGGUCAAUGACUGGAGGAAUAAAAAAGAAAACUACAUCAAAAUUUGGUCAGAGCUUGCAUCAAAUGAUCGCGCAAUCCAUGAUUUCUUCGCGAUAAUCACUCGAUAAGUUAGUAUGUUUCCAUCAUAGCUUUUGUAGAACUAUGAAAAACUUGGUAAACAUUAACGACUUGUCAAUAAAAAAUCUGUAUGUGCAAUGCAUUUUGGUUAAACAGGAUACAAUAUGAGAAUAAUGUAUUUCAUAGCACAUGAUAAGAUCUCACUUCACUCUAUUAUUAUCAUCAGCGCUUUUCAGUGUUAUUUUUCUAGUCCCAUAAUAAGAGUAAUAUUGAUAAUAGUCACAUGUCACAUUAUGUAAUCGAAACAAAAAGAAAUGCUGU
Molecule: messenger RNA, 1548 nt
Organism: Nilaparvata lugens (brown planthopper)
Lineage: Eukaryota; Metazoa; Arthropoda; Insecta; Hemiptera; Delphacidae
Product: serine/threonine-protein kinase PLK1
Exons: 1
Coding region: 205-1266 (353 amino acids)
Biological process (GO): protein phosphorylation; mitotic cell cycle; regulation of cytokinesis
Cellular component (GO): nucleus; cytoplasm; spindle pole
Molecular function (GO): ATP binding; protein serine/threonine kinase activity
Source: RefSeq, a predicted model, not a curated record